AUGAAGCACCCUUCUUUUAAUGAUAUUGCAUUUUCAGAAAAAAUGAGUGAAAGUAAAGGGGGAAGCGGAAAACUGCGUUGCAGUAAGAUGCAGGUGACCCUGGAUAUGUACAAGGAUGACCUGAAGAGUAAAUUAGGUGAACUGAGCGGAGAUGGAAAUUUGGCAGAUGACAUUUUACCCUUGUGGUGUUGCAUAUCUGACAAAUAUGAUUGGAAUAUCGAUACGACAGAUUCGUGUCAUCUUUUAUAUUAUACUGUCGGAAGCAUAAUAUAUAAACAAUUAAAGAAUGAAGAAUCAUUUGAUAGUAUUAUGGAAGGAGUACACCAAUCAUUAGGAUCAAUGUUAAGUGCAGGUAAAUGUAAAGAUGUGCCAAUUGACAAUGGGAAGAAAUUGUUCAAAUUGAUGAAAAAAUUGUCCGAUUAUAAUUUAUCUCCCAAGGAUAUGUGGCAGGAGGAGAAGAGUUCUGGAAGAGUCAGCUGCAGCAGAUGUACUAAUUAUUUAGGCAAAAUUGCUGAAACUUGUACAAAAGUGAAGACGUUUUGUGGAAGCACUCAGAAUCAGACCGAUUGUGCAGAAAUUGAAAUGGAUGAUGGUGAUGAACGCAGCCCUGGGUAUGUGGCACAGUUGAUAUAUAGUAUAAUUCCAGAACCACGGAGCACAGCUGAACUUGAUGGGGAUUCUGAAGCCCAAACAAGUUCAUCAGAAUCAGAAGGGGCGAAUUCUUCUGGGAAUAUCAUCAAUAAUAUUUCUUAUGGAUUACUUACAGUUUCGUCUGUUUUAGUUACUUUUUUUUUCUACAAGUAUAUUUCUUUAUUUUUUUCCUUCCCAAGACGUAAAUCAUCUAAUGGUCGCAGCGGAAGGAGCAAUAGAUGGGAAGGAAGAGGGAGGUUUGUCUCACAUAACUUAGACAACAGAACGGAGGAUAUAGGAACUGGGACGGAGUACGAUUCUUCUACCGAAUAUUAUACAGAAAAUUCAACAGUAGCAGAUUAUGCUUCCACUGUAGAGGAUUCCACAGAAGGGUCAACGAUCGAUUCUACCACAUUAUAUUCUGCCCUAUACACUACACGAAGCAAGAAAAAGGGAAGUAGUGAGCACCAACAGAGGAAAUAUAGAAAUAAUAUAGCUUAUCAUCGUAUGUAG
Plasmodium knowlesi strain H is the source of this 1143-nucleotide messenger RNA. RefSeq names its product KIR protein. The record is from RefSeq and is a predicted model, not a curated record. Lineage: Eukaryota; Apicomplexa; Aconoidasida; Haemosporida; Plasmodiidae. The transcript is spliced from 3 exons. The coding region runs from base 1 to 1143 and encodes 380 amino acids.